Messenger RNA from Candoia aspera, 4348 nucleotides. It is a transcript of the gene WNT5A, whose product is annotated as Wnt family member 5A. Gene Ontology annotation, biological process: cell fate commitment; multicellular organism development; canonical Wnt signaling pathway. Bases 524 to 1675 code for a protein of 383 amino acids. The record is from RefSeq and is a predicted model, not a curated record. Gene Ontology annotation, cellular component: extracellular region. Gene Ontology annotation, molecular function: frizzled binding; cytokine activity. The transcript is spliced from 5 exons. Lineage: Eukaryota; Metazoa; Chordata; Lepidosauria; Squamata; Candoiidae.
CCGUCGCACUCUUUGAUGCCGGAGGAGCUCGCCUUCCGCUUGCCUGUCUCUCGCUCGCUCGCUUGCUCGCAAUGGAGGGGCUCCGCUGGGGCAACGCUUGCCGGUGCAGGGCGCCCGUGGCAGCGGGUAGGUAGACGGCGAACGCCGCCGGCGGGGGGGAAGGAAGGAAGUCUGCAGGCGUGUUCGGGUGGCGUCGAGCCUCGCGCGGGCGGCGGCGGCGGCGCCGUGGCAGCGCUACCUGGCUGGGCUGAUCUGAGUCUAAGACGCCGAGGUCGUCCCGGCUACCUCGCCUCGAUCGCGGAUGGACCUUGCGAAGGAGGCUUCUUCGCUCCAGCGCUGGAGCGGCCGUCCCGGCCAGAGCAACCCUGUCAUUUGUCGCCACACUUUGCUGCGGAGGAGACUACGAGAAGUUGGGCUUUGGGUUUCCUCGAUUGGAUUACUUGGCUGCUAAGCUAGACGGUUUCCUGAGUCUCUUCUGGUCCCCUCGGCCGUCGCCUCUUCCUCCCUCCCUCUCCUCCCCACAAUGGAGAAGUCCAUGGGAGCAAUAGUGCAAAGUGGAGCUUUGUGGACAGGGGCAAUGACUUCCAAGUACCUCUUUUUGGGUCUGACAAUCUUCUCUUCGCUUCUCCAAAUUAUGAUAGAAGCCAGCUCUUGGUGGUCUCUAGGUAUGAACCACAUGAAUCCUAUGAACCCGGUUCAGAUGCCAGAGGUGUACAUAAUUGGAGCCCAACCUCUAUGUAGCCAAUUGGCAGGUCUCUCUCAAGGACAAAAGAAACUCUGCCACUUGUACCAGGAUCACAUGCAAUACAUUGGAGAGGGAGCAAAGACAGGGAUCAAAGAAUGCCAGUAUCAGUUCCGCCAUAGAAGAUGGAAUUGUAGUACUGUGGAUAAUAACUCUGUUUUUGGCAGAGUCAUGCAGAUAGGCAGCCGGGAGACGGCUUUUACAUACGCAGUCAGUGCUGCUGGCGUGGUGAAUGCCAUGAGCCGGGCCUGUCGAGAGGGAGAGCUCUCUUCCUGUGGCUGCAGCAGGGCUGCCAGGCCAAAAGAUCUACCUCGGGACUGGCUGUGGGGGGGCUGUGGAGAUAACAUUGAUUACGGCUAUCGUUUUGCCAAGGAGUUUGUGGAUGCCCGUGAGCGGGAGCGGAUCUAUCAGAAAGGAUCUUACGAGAGUGCUAGAAUUUUGAUGAACCUACACAACAAUGAGGCAGGGAGGAGAACGGUGUAUAGCUUGGCAGAUGUAGCCUGCAAAUGUCAUGGUGUAUCUGGAUCAUGCAGCUUAAAGACCUGCUGGCUGCAGUUGGCUGACUUUCGCAAGGUGGGCGAUGCUCUGAAGGAGAAAUAUGACAGUGCUGCUGCUAUGAAACUCAAUCCCCGUGGCAAACUGGUUCAAGUGAACAGCCGCUUCAAUGCACCAACUAUUCAUGACCUGGUGUACAUUGACCCCAGUCCUGAUUACUGCGUGCGCAACGAGAGCACUGGCUCUCUGGGCACCCAGGGCCGACUCUGCAAUAAGACUUCAGAAGGCAUGGAUGGCUGUGAACUCAUGUGCUGUGGCCGGGGCUAUGACCAGUUCAAAACCAUGCAGACAGAGCGCUGUCAUUGCAAGUUCCAUUGGUGCUGCUAUGUGAAAUGCAAGAAAUGCACAGAGAUUGUGGACCAAUUUGUCUGCAAAUAAGUGGGAUUGGGUAGGAGAAUCUCUUCUAGUCCACCAGCAGGGGAAUUGCCCUAAAGGAUCUCAGUUCUUAUUUAUAGUGCCCAAUGGGUUGCUUUCCUUGUUUAUAUGUUAAAAAAGAAAAAAAAUCUUUUGCAAAGAGAAAUGAUGGGGGAACCUUGUUGCAUCCAGCUCAGACUGUGCAGUUUUAUAUUUUUUGCAAUAAUGGGGCAGGGGGGAGGAGGGAAUUGACAGAAUAUUUAUUUGCAUAACUGGGAUUAAGACUUAACAAUAGCAACAAAAAUAAUAGGAUAGUUUAUAAGGAAAUCCAUCCUAUCCCAAAACACUCACAAGAGACAUGGUAUAAAUGCAGUAGAUGAGGUAUCUGUGUUACAUGCUUUGGAUCAGAGCAUGGCUGGACUUGGUAAUAUAAAAAAUCUGGAUGUGACUUUUGUUCUUAACUCUAGUGACCAAAUAAAAUAAAAUAAAAUAAAAACACUCUAAUGGUAAUGAUUAGUUUAUCUAUAAAAUUUUAGCACAACUUAUUUCAAACUUAGUUGCAUAGCAACCUGAUGGGAUGGGUAAAAGCAUAAGGUCCCUAAAGCCACUGCUGUGCUGCUAAGUAUCUUCUUAAAAUCCAUUAAAUUAAUCCAAAGUUUUCCAUUUAUUCUUGGCCUACAUGUGAACAUGCACUGAGUGAGGACUGGGCAUGAAAGGAUGUUAGGAAGGGAAAGUGCAGUUCUUUUACCACCAUUCACACAAUGCAUUUCUCAGAAGACUGGGUAGAAAGGCCAUAAAGUAUUUGAAUAAUUGAAUACCAUUUUAAAAAAAUUACUAGCAAAACCAAGAGGAAGAAAACCUGACUUCAAAGCAACAUUUGGAACAUCUCAUGCAUGUUUAGAAAGCCUUGCUGCCUUAGUUUAAAAAAAUAUUAAUGAGUUAACUUUGGGAAUUUUCUGAAGUGCGUGUGCUAGAUUGUGCUAGAAACCGAAUCUGUAUCAUGCCUUACAAAAACGGAGUCUUUAUUUUUAAAGUGUUAUGGGUAGUAGUUGGUUUCUUUUCAGAAAUGGAAGUUGACUGAUAGCAUUGUGGAAUUUAGGACAACUCUUGGCUGUCCUGCACAGCAGCUUGAUAAUUUUAAAAUGGGCAGUAUGGCAGCAAUACCCUGUUUAUCAUCCUGUGUUUCUUUCUGUUUGUUUUAAUGCACAAUGCUUUAAAAAUAUAUUGCGGCUAUGCACAAACUGCUUAGACUGUAUUAGAGCAGUUACUUGUAUAUGGGAAAACUAUGGUCUGUUGAUGUCUAGUAUCUCAAACCUUUUUUCAUACAUAUAUGUUGACAGUACAAACUACAAACCAAUGAUUUCUUUAAGAGGAAAAAAAAGAAGAACAUAAAAUCUGUUCAAGUUACCAGACAGUUUCUUUGUUUAGACUAAGCAUAUUAUUAUCCUCCCCCAUUUUUAAACACACACACUGUCAAUUCACUUUAGGGGUUUUAUUUGGGUUGGAUGCUGGCCUCCUUUUUCUGGAGCUUGAAAAUGGUUGAAGGGCGAGUCAGUCACAAUUUAAUGCAGUUUCUCUUUUUCCUUUCAGAAAGUAUUGGAUUUUUCAACUCAAUUUAGUGAAAGGUUUGGCAUGCUCUGAAUUGUUGGUUGUGUACUUGAGCUCAGAAUUCCAGAAAGUUUAAUGUAUGGUUUAGAAUAGCCUUGCACAACCUGGUUCUCCACCUAAUCUCCAGCAUGGUUUUGGCCCUCAGUGUAUAUGGAGAACAUCUAGUUGGGAUGAGCCGAUACAGAAAUUUCUUGCAAGUUCAUUGUUGCUAGUAAUGGAAACAAGCCCAAACAUUUCAUAGACAAAUGAUACCCUCUCCUUUUUUAAAAAUAAAUAAAUUGUGUCAUGAAUUAGCAUAUUAUACAUGCACAGAAGCCAUGUUAAAUCUCUGUAUUGUUUCAAUUUUAAUACAUGUGAUGUUGAAGCAUGUUUUGGCAAGACAUUUAGUAGAAUUGGAACGAUACAGAGAAAAUUAGCAUGGCCCCUUGUGCAAGGAUAACAUGCCAGUUUUCAUGAACAAAGAGAAUCUUUUCCCUUGACACAAAUUUAGUGCAUUCUUCUUAGCUUCCAAGACCUCACCCAAAUUUACCCAGCCCAAUAAAUAUAAGCAGAUUGGAAUUAAUGCCACACUUCCACCUUUCAUUAACAUACUAGAAGUUUUAUUUCUCAUAGGCUGUGAACUGCCUCAUUAAUAACAUCAUGAUUAUCAGCUUUUACAGUGAUGAUUGCUCUUAAUUUAUUGUGCAAGGAGAUAUUUGCUUCCAUGGUUCCUAGCAUUUGCAAACCUAGUAUUUGCGACAAUAACUUUCAUUAAUAAAGCACUAGUUCCUUGAAUAUGUCACUUUUGGUUUUUAUUAUACAAAAACCACCAUGUUUUAAAAUUACGUUGAAUCACUUAUCCUUUAUCGUGACUUCUGCCUAUGAGCAGAGAGGUCAAAUGAUCCUAGCUAUUAAAAAUGCUAUUUAAUGUAAAAUAUUUCACUUCGUUCUUCAGAUACUAUGUAAAUCUACUAUGUCCUCCUCUUUGUUCUGUACAUUUAAUGUACAUAUUUUUGUCUUGUGUGAUUUGUAUAUUUCAUUGGUUUUUUUAAAGGCUUAUGCCAUAAUGGAAGAUAGACUAUAAAAUAAAAAGUUGGUUAUAUAUUGGGA